AUGAUCAAUUGCGACGAGAACGCAGAUGCUGCUGGGAGCCACAAAGAGAUCCCCCCCAACAGUGCAGCAAAGAAUAGAAUGCACGAAAAAAAAGCAGAUGUGAGCGAACCUGAUGCGUAUGACCCAAGUGAAGACAAUACAAAGAACAAGGGCGUUUGGUAUAAUGCCAGGACCAAGUGUUGGCUAGCUUGUGUCAAAGGGAGUGGAAGACACCUGCGUGUUUUUUCUGUUAAGAAACAUGGCUUUAAGAGAGCCAGAAUGUUAGCCGUUGAGUGUAAAAAUUCAACCGUCAUUAAUUUUAAUUCUGUGGCGAACGGGGCCGAAAAUGGGACCGCAAAUGGGGCUGCAAAUGCGGAAGCCAACGUAGCGAGUGGCCAAACGGAUAACCCCCCGGGCAGCAACGCAAACAGCGCAGAGUCCACAACCACGAAGAAAAGUGGUGUGUAUGCGAAACUUAAAAAUGAGCCAAGGACCCUUGUCAGAGGAAGAACCAGAACAUACAGCUACAAUGAGACUGGUCGAACUCAUCACACAAAACUGGAACCACAAGAGUCCAUGGAUGCAGGAAGUUUAGCCACCAUGAAUAGUGAGAACGCAAGUGGGGUUACAAAUGCUAGUAUUAGCGCAAGUGCAAGCGCGAACGGUGCAGAAGAAAGACCGGACCGAAGAAGACGCUACAACACAAGGAGGGGUAAUAAUAAAUCACUGGAAGAGUUAAAUAAAAAAGAGGGAAAAAAUGAUAUGAACGAGGAAGAUGCUUCUUUUUACAAAGCGAGCAAUAAUUCAAGUGUCAAUGCUCCCACCUCCAGAGGAUACAAUAUCAGGGGGCAUUAUAACACCAAAGGAAAUUUAAACCUAAAAGGGAGUAGUGUCACCAAGGGAAACAAUUAUAAUAAUAUGAAACGUAAUAAUAGCAUCACGAAAGGGAAUGGCGGAAGCACCAAGGGAGCAAGUAACAACCUCAGGGGGGUAUCCAUAGCGAAGGCCUCCCAGGGUAAAACUAAUAUCACCAGGGGGGCAGGAAAUAAUAGCAUUUCCAAACGGCAGCAAGCCAAUGGACAGAACUUUCAUCACGCGGAAAGUUCGAGCUAUAGUUUAACCACUCGGAGCAGUCGUAAUUACCAUGCGACAACAGAUAGGUGCAGCAGCAACAGCUUAACUCCUGAUCAUGUGAAAUGUUACAAAGAAGAGAGGAACCAGUCGAUGCAAAUACAAAAUGGCAAACGACAAAGUGAUACCCUUGUGGACACGCGAGACAGUUACCAAGGGGAUAACAGAAAAAAGAAAAGAACUUUAAAGGAUAAGUUCAGUUAUCUGGUGAGGAAAGACAGUGGUGGGCACAGUGGUGGUGAUCCUCCUCCUAUGUCCACUUCAGCCUACCACGAGACUACUAGCCAUAAUGACCAUAACAGUUCAACCAGUCACGUCAACCACAGCACGCACAAUAUAUACAAGACACAUAACACGCGUAACACACGCAACAGCAGUGUACACGCCGUGCAGUUUGCUCAAAAGGGACAACACGGGCAGGGUGAAAAAAGCAACCAUGAUGAUGUGCAUAAUUUGGACAGCUUGAAUGCCCGCUCAAAUACCACACAUAACUACCGACAUGGCACUCACAGUGAGAGCUACAAUAACCCUUACGAUACUGGCUACCACAGUGCCUACCAUAACGCGCAUGCAAACCAGCAACAAAACCCAAGCGGGGCCCGUACCUACCAUAACACCCGCUCCUGUCACAACACUCGAUCGAGCAACAACACAGGAGUCAUCAACUGCACAGGGGUCAGCAACAGCACGGGAGUUAGCAAUAGCACCAGAUCCAGUAACAAUACAUGCAUAAUAACAGACAAGGAUUUUCAAAUUGAUUCCCCUGAACAAAACAAUGAAGACUUUUACUUCAUAAAGCCAAUGCACUAUGAGUACAGCGAUAACCACAUGUGCAAACAAGGAUGUAACAAAGCCACAAACAAGGAAGGAGAAUUUAAUUUCAUUUUUUCCAACGACUGUUACUCAGAUUAUUGUAGCCAAAACAAAGAUGAAUGUAAAGCCAACUUUAUUGACCUCACAAGAGAAGCCUUGUCAUUAAUUCUGCAGGAUUUAAAAAAAAACGUCAUCCCCAAAAUACCCGUAGGGAUAGAAAAAAGGGAGAGGUACACCAAUUCCUUACGCUUGUGUUUGAAAAGUGCUAAAUUCACCAAACACAUUAACGAAUUGGAACCCUACCUAGAGUUAUUUAGCGAGUGUAUAAAGAACAGCAAGCUACCGAGUCAUAUGGAUUUGAAGGACCAGCUAUUUUAUCUGGACAAGCUGUGA
This is a messenger RNA of Plasmodium fragile, 2316 nucleotides long. RefSeq lists its product as uncharacterized. Lineage: Eukaryota; Apicomplexa; Aconoidasida; Haemosporida; Plasmodiidae. Bases 1 to 2316 code for a protein of 771 amino acids. Gene Ontology annotation, molecular function: DNA-binding transcription factor activity. Gene Ontology annotation, biological process: regulation of DNA-templated transcription. The record is from RefSeq and is a predicted model, not a curated record. The transcript has 2 exons.